CUGUUAAAAUUUCUUCUUCCGCGCUACCUGUGGUAAAACACACUCAUUGUGCAAGAGUAGCCCUGAAAUAUUUUUGCGUUCUCUGCAUCGUGAACUUUAUCUAUAAUAUACGUUCUCUGCUUCACGUUUAGUAUAAAAGGGUUGAUUAAAGUCAGAUUUCAUCACAAAUUGCUUUAGUCUAUCGAAUUGUCGCAGUAAUGAAAGGAAUUGCUUUCUUGUUAACAUAUUUAGUGUAUUGUUCGAAUAUCGAUCCGAUACGCGCUGAUUCGCCGGAGGUAUGCUUGGAGGAUUCAUCCUGUGUGCUCGGAGAAUAUAUGAGUGGCAAUGAGAUCGAUUCAUUUGAAGCUUUCUUAGGCAUACCAUUCGCCAAACCACCCAUCGGCGAUUUGAGAUUCAGCAAUCCUGAAGAAGCUGAACUAUGGAAUGGCACCUUAUCAGCAAUAUCUCCUAAGUCUGCUUGUAUACAACGUGAUUAUUUCAAUGUAUCCAAACCGAUCAGCGGUUCAGAGGAUUGUCUGUACUUGAAUAUAUAUCGCCCCUUGCGCAGUGGCGGUGGGGAAUUGCCAGUAAUGUUCUACAUACACGGUGGUGGAUUUUUCGCCGGCUCACCGAAUCCCAGCUUUAUAGGACCGCUAUAUUUUAUGGAUACGAGUGACGUAAUUCUAGUAGUGGCCGCCUAUCGCUUGGGUCUAUUUGGUUUCCUAUCUACUAACGAUGAAGAGAUGACGGGAAAUUAUGGGCUUAAAGAUCAGAAAUUAGCACUCCAAUGGGUUAAUAAGUACAUUUCGGCAUUUGGCGGUGAUCCCGAUCGUGUUACAAUUUUCGGCCACAGUGCUGGUGCUUCAGCUGUUCAUUUACACUUAAUGAAUAACAAUCAAGAGGGUCUAUUCAGUAACGCUAUUAUGAUGAGUGGCACCGCAAACACACCAUUCGCUUUGCCAAUAAACGAUCCAAGAGACCAAGUCGUUAAUUUAGCUAUAGCUGCUGGUGUAAACGAAGCUGAGGACCUAAGUUCCGCUGACCUAGUUCAGGCAUUGCGAUCAAUCGAACCGGAAGCGUUGUUAUUAGCUGCCGAUAAUCUUAAGCUGUGGGCUGAGCAACCACUUGUAAUAUUCCAUCCAAAUAUUGAAAGUGAAACCUGGCCUGGUGCAUUCUUAACAAAUGAUCCAUCGGACCCAUCCAUUCCGUUUGGAGGGGUCACUGAUAUACCUUGGAUCAUUGGUAAUGCACCUUCCAAGGGUGAGGCUUUGGUUAUUGCACUUCGAUUGGCAAGCAAUACGAGUUUGCAGGAAGAAUUAAAUGAAAACUUUAGCAGCAGACUAAGCAUUGCAUUGAGUUUGCCUGCUACAUGUGACACAGAAGAUGUAAUAGAUACAUUAGUAACAGAGUAUAUGGAUGGUAAACACAAUUUGAAUAAUGAUACAUUAAAUGGCUUUUUGGAGCUUUUGGGAGACGCUUAUUUCAUAUACCCAACUUAUAAACUUUUAAAAUAUAACGUCAAUUCUAGGCGCAGUGAUUUUAAAGGAAUAAUACAUUUUGACUAUCGUGGGCCCUAUUCAUUUUCGGGAUAUUUUACAAAUAGCUUAACAGAUUUCGGUGUUUCACACUACGAUGAUACAUUGUUUCUGUUUGACGGCCCCCCCGGAUUGUCAAAUGGUUAUUCAAAGGAGUCUCGUGAGGCAGCUUUAGUGAGACGCUUUGUGAGGGUGUAUCAGUCUUUUGCCGCAAAUGGUUAUUCAGAUGAAUUUGCUGGCAUCGAAGAAUGUAAUGAUUUAAAUUUUCCGAAUUGUGAAUAUUUGUCGAUCGUAAAAGAUGAGAAACCGUUCAAAACUGGUAAUACUUGGAAUCUUAAACGAAUGACAAUAUGGGAACAAAUAUAUGAUAUUUGCUAAGUUACCUUUUUUGAUUUAUAUAUUAUAUAUAAUUUAUAUAUUGUAUAUAUUAACACAUACUUGACAGUAUAUGUUAAGUAUGACUUUAUUUUCGGCCUAUAUAUAUAUAUACAUAUAAUAUAUAUGUGUAUGUUCGAAUACACAUACUUAUUGCAAUAAAGACGAAAAUAAUUUCAUACUUAACAUAUACUUGACUGUGUUCAAUCGGAUUACUUAGAAUAAUAAUAUUUUUUUUUGUCGAAUUCUUUUGGGGCUGCAGGGUUGCACAUCCUAGCCAGCAUAGGUGUGGAUUUCUGUUCCACUGAAUUAUUUAAAAGGUAAAAAUGUUAAUAAGAAGCAUAAUGUCAAGUUAGAAUUAACCAGCUCUUUGUAAAUAUAAUCUCUAUCUGAAUUAA
Bactrocera oleae (olive fruit fly) is the source of this 2287-nucleotide messenger RNA. RefSeq names its product juvenile hormone esterase. NCBI's taxonomy places the organism in Eukaryota, Metazoa, Arthropoda, Insecta, Diptera, Tephritidae. Gene Ontology annotation, molecular function: serine hydrolase activity. The record is from RefSeq and is a predicted model, not a curated record.